This is a messenger RNA of Otolemur garnettii (small-eared galago), 1014 nucleotides long. RefSeq names its product synaptonemal complex protein 3-like. Gene Ontology annotation, cellular component: synaptonemal complex. The transcript has 3 exons. NCBI's taxonomy places the organism in Eukaryota, Metazoa, Chordata, Mammalia, Primates, Galagidae. The annotation marks the transcript as partial. The record is from RefSeq and is a predicted model, not a curated record. Gene Ontology annotation, biological process: meiotic cell cycle; spermatid development.
AGCAGUAGCUGAUCUGUCGUGAUUAUUUAGGAGUCCAGGGAAGUACGUCCUCACACGGGACAUGUGGUGGUGGGUCUUGCCUUAGACCUCAGGGGAAUACCAUAUAGAGGAGUGGACAAAGGGUCUGGGUUAGAAUUAACAUUGAAAAAGGGAACGUAUGUUGUAAACGGGGGAGAUGUAACCUUUUAAUGUAUUCUGUUAACAUAUUCCAUCCAGUCCAAAGACUGCUUUCUAAUCUAAUCUUUCAACUUGUUCCAAAUCAGUGAAGUGUUUUAUUCUCGUGGCUGCAUUCAGCUUUCAAGAUAAGGAGUCAGCCUCUUGCCAUUUCAAAGCCUCAGAAAAGCUUUAGUGAUUUUGUUUCCAUUAGAAUAUUUUCUAGUUUGUCCCUACAAUUUUGAUCCUCUGGUAUAAUUUCUUCCUAAAUAAAAAAACCAAUGUGCCAUUUUGGCACAUUGAAUUAAAGGGCUAGUAACUGGAGGUUUUCUCACACAUACACACCACACACACACACACACACACACACACAUACACGCGCGCGCGCGCGCACGCGGAAGAGUUGUGGUUUUCAAAAUGCCUAUUGGUUCAUGCUAAGUGUCCUUCCAAUUCUGCGAUCCAGCCUUACCCAAACUGGCUUGAACAUGUGGGAAGAAAAUAGUUCCAAACACUAUAUUUCAAUGACUAUCUAUUUGCAAUGCAGGGGACAUGGAAAAGGUUUGGUAUGCAAAGAGAAAAAGAUUCGAAAUGACGAUGAAGCCUUACAUCAAAAACAUUCAGCAAACAAUUGAUCAUGUUUCGAGAACCCAACGAGAGCAAAGGCAGAAGCUUUGUCAGGAAUAUUUUCAGCAGUUUUUGGCCAUGAUUCAGGAGUACAAAUUGGGUGCACAGAAGCUCAAAGAAGAAGAAGAAAAACUUGUUGAUAUACUUCAACAGCUACAAACAGUGUCUCAGCAACUUAACAAUGUUCACAGGCGGAGAAUGAACCAAUUUAAAAAGUUGUUCCAGGCUUACUUAAAG